UCCUUGUGGCGGCGGCGGCGCUCUGAGGACACUGGGCUGGGCGGAAGAAGUCGAUCUCCUGGUAUUUCUGGUUCCGGUGUCAGUGCAAGGCGCCGCCGCCGCAGCCGCCGGAGCCGCGAUGCCUAAAGGAGGUAGAAAGGGAGGCCACAAAGGCCGGGCACGGCAGUACACGAGCCCUGAGGAGAUCGAUGCACAGCUCCAGGCUGAAAAGCAGAAGGCCAGGGAAGAAGAGGAACAAGGAGAAGAAAGUGGAGAUGGGGCUGCAGGUGACCCCAAAAAGGAGAAGAAAUCAUUAGAUUCGGAUGAGAGUGAGGAUGAAGAAGAUGAUUACCAGCAAAAGCGCAAAGGUGUGGAAGGCCUUAUUGACAUUGAGAACCCCAACCGGGUGGCACAGACAACCAAAAAGGUCACACAACUGGACCUGGAUGGGCCCAAGGAGCUUUCAAGGAGAGAACGAGAAGAAAUUGAGAAGCAAAAAGCAAAAGAGCGUUACAUGAAAAUGCAUUUAGCUGGGAAGACAGAGCAAGCCAAGGCUGACCUUGCCCGGCUGGCGAUCAUCCGAAAACAGCGGGAGGAGGCUGCCAGGAAGAAAGAAGAAGAGAGGAAAGCAAAAGAUGACGCAACUUUGUCAGGAAAACGAAUGCAGUCGCUCUCCCUGAAUAAGUAGCGUGGCCUGAGGGAGGAGAUACCAGAGAACUGGGCCAUGGAGGCCAGGACUGCUGCUGUGUCUCGCCCACUCUGUGCCCUGGCACCGCUGCAGCAGCCCCUCAAGACAAGGAGUCCCCCCACGGCCUGGGGCCUCCUCUUCAUCUGGCACAGAAAUCGUU
Molecule: messenger RNA, 827 nt
Organism: Pteronotus mesoamericanus
Lineage: Eukaryota; Metazoa; Chordata; Mammalia; Chiroptera; Mormoopidae
Gene: PDAP1
Product: PDGFA associated protein 1
Exons: 6
Coding region: 119-667 (182 amino acids)
Cellular component (GO): cytosol
Molecular function (GO): RNA binding
Source: RefSeq, a predicted model, not a curated record